Messenger RNA from Fukomys damarensis (Damara mole-rat), 3182 nucleotides. RefSeq names its product peptidylprolyl isomerase G (gene Ppig). Gene Ontology annotation, cellular component: nucleus. The coding region runs from base 413 to 2674 and encodes 753 amino acids. The record is from RefSeq and is a predicted model, not a curated record. The transcript is spliced from 14 exons. Gene Ontology annotation, biological process: protein folding; protein peptidyl-prolyl isomerization. Gene Ontology annotation, molecular function: peptidyl-prolyl cis-trans isomerase activity. Lineage: Eukaryota; Metazoa; Chordata; Mammalia; Rodentia; Bathyergidae.
GCGAGAGCGGGAAGGGCCAGAGGAGAGGGGCGGAGCUGGCGCGUCAGGCUGAGCUGAGCUAACAGACUUUCUUUCCCUCGAGAUAGUUAGACUGCUUGGGCGCAGGGGUGGGCCCCGAGGCCAAAAGCCAAAAGAACUGCCUUGGCCGCCGGAGGCCCUCCAGCCCUAGCCCUGGGGCCUAGGAAACGGCUCUUCCUCAACCAGCCCCCACCCUCCUCACUCGGGCGCGCACCUCGCUCCCUGACGCAUUUUGCCGCACAAGCUGUAAUAUGGCGGCAGCGACGGCAGCCUGAACUCUCGGGAGCUUGGCCGAUUUUUGAUGCUUCAGAACCGAAUAAAAAGAUUGGUUUGGCUCAAUUAUCAUUGGCGUUUUAGUUUUUUCAAUUUAAAGAUUGAAUGAAGUAUUGGAACCAUGGGAAUAAAGGUUCAGCGUCCUCGAUGUUUUUUUGAUAUUGCCAUUAACAAUCAACCUGCUGGAAGAGUGGUCUUUGAAUUGUUUUCUGAUGUGUGCCCCAAAACAUGCGAGAACUUUCGUUGUCUUUGUACAGGAGAAAAGGGGACAGGGAAAUCAACUCAGAAGCCAUUACAUUAUAAGAGUUGUCUCUUUCACAGAGUUGUUAAGGAUUUUAUGGUUCAGGGUGGUGACUUCAGUGAAGGAAAUGGAAGAGGAGGAGAAUCUAUUUAUGGGGGAUUUUUUGAAGAUGAGAGUUUUGCUGUUAAACACAACAAAGAAUUUCUUUUGUCGAUGGCCAACAGAGGGAAAGACACAAAUGGUUCACAGUUUUUCAUAACCACGAAACCAACUCCUCACUUAGAUGGGCAUCAUGUUGUUUUUGGACAAGUGAUCUCUGGUCAAGAAGUUGUGAGAGAGAUAGAAAACCAGAAAACAGAUGCGGCUAGCAAACCAUUUGCUGAGGUACGGAUACUCAGCUGUGGAGAGCUGAUCCCAAAAUCUAAAGUUAAAAAAGAAGAAAAGAAAAGGCAUAAAUCAUCAUCCUCUUCCUCUUCAUCAUCCAGUGAUUCAGAUAGCUCAAGUGAUUCUCAGUCCUCUUCUGAGUCUUCUGAUUCUGAAAGUGCUUCUGAAGAGAAAUCAAAAAAGAGAAAAAAGAAACAUAGAAAAAAUUCCCGGAAACACAAGAAAGAAAAGAAGAAGAGAAAGAAAAGCAAGAAAAGUGCAUCUAGUGAAAGUGAGGCUGAAAAUCCUGAAGCACAACCCCAGUCUACUGUCCGUCCAGAAGAGAUCCCUCCUAUACCAGAAAAUAGAUUUCUCAUGAGAAAAAGUCCUCCAAAAGCUGAUGACAAGGAACGGAAAAACAGAGAGAGAGAACGAGAAAGAGAGUGUAAUGUGCCUAACUCCCAGCCUGCUUCAUACCAGAGACGACUCUUAGUUACUAGAUCUGGCAGAAAAAUUAAAGGAAGAGGACCAAGGCGUUAUCGAACUCCUUCCAGAUCCAGAUCAAGGGAUCGUUUCAGACGUAGUGAGACUCCUCCACAUUGGAGGCAAGAGAUGCAGAGAGCUCAACGAAUGAGGGUAUCCAGUGGUGAAAGAUGGAUCAAAGGGGAUAAGAGUGAGUUGAAUGAAGUGAAAGAAAAUCAAAGGAGCCCAGUUAGAGUAAAAGAGAGAAAAAUAACUGAUCAUAGGCAUGCAUCUGAAAGCCCAAACAGAAAAGAUGAAAAGGAAAAGAAAGUUAAAGACCAUAAAUCUGACAGCAAAGAGAGAGAAAUCAGAAGAAAUUCAGAAAAAGAAGAUAAAUAUAAUAAAAACAAACUGAAGAAAAGGGCCAAAUCUAAAAGUAGGAGUAAAAGCAAAGAGAAAUCAAAGAGUAAGGAAAGAGAUUCAAAACAUAACAGACAUGAUGAAAAGAGAUUGCAGUCAAGGAGUAAAGAAAGAGAUCAUGAGAAUAUUAAAGAAAAAGAAAAGCAAUCUGAUUCUAAAGGAAAAGAUGAGGAAAGGAGUAGAAGUAAAGAGAAGUCUAAGCAGAUAGAAUCAAAAAGUAAUGAGCACGAUCAUAGUAAAAGUAAAGAAAAGGAUAGACGUGCACAGUCCAGGAGUAGAGAACGCGAUGGAACUAAAGGUAAACACAGUUACAAUAGUAGAACAAGGGAACGAAGCAGAAGUAGGGACAGGAGCAGAAGAGUGCGAUCCAGAAGCCAUGACAGAGAUCGCAGCAGAAGCAAGGAGUACCAUAGAUACAGAGAGGAGUACAGGAGAAGAGGAAGGUCACGAAGCCGAGAGAGAAGAGGAACUCCAGGAAGAUCAAGAAGUAAAGAUAGGAGGAGGAGGAGGAGAGAUUCUCGGAGCUCAGAGAGAGAAGAAAGUCAGAGCAGAAACAAGGAAAAACAUAGAAACCAAGAAAGUAAGAGCUCACACAGAAAAGAAAAUUCUGAGGGUGAGAAAAGAAUGUACUCUAAAAAUCGUGAUCAUAAUAGCUCAAGUAGCAACAGGGAAAAAAAGGCUGAUAGAGAUCAAAGUCCAUUCUCAAAAAUAAAACAAAGCCAAGACAGUGAAUUGAAGUCCUCCGCAUCAAAAACUAAGGAGGACGAGAAGACCAGAUCCUCAGUGGAAAAUGAAAACCAAAAAUCAAAAGCUCCAGAAAAUGACCAUGUACAUGAUAAAAACAAAAAAAAUGAUCAUGAAUCAAGCCCUGGAACAGAUGAAGACAAAAGUGGAUGAAUGAGUUGUGUAAAUUUAUUUCCUUUCUGUCUCAAAAUACAAGUUUUAGAGACUUGCUGAUGAAUAUCUUUUAUGUUGUUUUCAUUGUUUUUUGGGUUGUUUUAUGUCUCUUUUGUUUUUUUAUUUUAUUUUUUUUUUAAUGUGGACUUCAUUGAGUUGAUCUUUUGAUAAUCUGCAACCUGGAUAAUUUGUACUGCUAAAGUUUUAAUAAACUUGAAAUGAGAAAAACAUUUUGGUGUAACACUGUGUGCUAUGUUGAACUAUUUUUUAUGUAGGCAUUUUUGUGUUGCAGUAAUCAGCCAACAGCAUCCUAAUUUGUUUAAUCAGCCAUUUGGAAAUAAGCAUAACGUAUGGUUGCACUCGAUUGUUACAAAGCUUGUGUUUGUUGCGAUUAGAGUAAUUAGAUACCACUAGAGGAAAUUUUGUGUAGAUUUCAUGAUUGCAUUUAUAAUAGAGGCUUGUAGCAAUGUAUUUUAAUUACACAGAAGCAGGAUCCUAAUAAUUUGAG